This is a messenger RNA of Cetraspora pellucida, 126 nucleotides long. Lineage: Eukaryota; Fungi; Glomeromycota; Glomeromycetes; Diversisporales; Gigasporaceae. The record is from the annotation of a GenBank genome assembly.
GAGAAAUUACUAGCAAAUGCAUUUGUAAGAACAUAUGCUAACUUGAAAUCUUCUGAUUAUAAUCUUAGAUUAGAUAAAAAUGCAUUUGCAGAGGCAUAUUGUAAGAACACUUCACUAACUUCUUGA